AUGCGGUUCCUUUGUCUGCACGGCGCGGGGACAAGCGCAGAAGCAUCAACAGGCGGAAUCAUCCAAGAGCUGGAAAGCAAAGGCCACAAGUUCGUCUUCGUUGAUGGACGAGUCAACUCAAAGCCUGAACCUGAAAUCGAGGGGAUCCUAGACGGGCCGUUCUACAGCCACUACCCCCGCGAUGUCUAUCCAGGCGAGGAUCUCGCUCGAGCAUUCGAGUAUACGCUGAAUAUAAUGGAGAAGCAAGGCCCUUUUGACGGCGUGAUGGGCUUCUCACAGGGCGCUGCGCUUACCUGCGCUCUCCUGGCCCACCAUGCCAAGACCAACUCCACGCCUCUAUUCAAGGUUGCUGUGUUUAUCUGCGCUGCGAAACCGUUUGAAAGCUCUGGAAACAAGGAGCUUGUUGCCGAGGAGGGCCAGUACCCGGUUUCGAUUCCCACAACGCAUAUUGUGGGUAAGCAGGAUCCGUAUUAUUCGAGCAGUAUGCACUUGUACGGGCUGUGUGACCCGUCCACGGCGGUCUUCUACGAUCAUGGCUCGAAGCAUCACAUUCCCUUUGACCAGAAGAAUACUUCUGCUAUGACGGCCGCUAUCGAACAGUCGAUUGAGCGGGCCAUGAAGGGCUAG
Molecule: messenger RNA, 627 nt
Organism: Aspergillus clavatus NRRL 1
Lineage: Eukaryota; Fungi; Ascomycota; Eurotiomycetes; Eurotiales; Aspergillaceae
Exons: 3
Coding region: 1-627 (208 amino acids)
Cellular component (GO): cytoplasm; nucleus
Source: RefSeq, a predicted model, not a curated record